CACAGAAUUUAAACUGCCUCGUAAGAAAUAGUACCUGCAUGGAUGUGAGCUGGCUGCAGGUUCCUGUGUGGACUCCUUCUGCUCCAAGCAGUCUUCACGUCUCUUCUGAUGUUUUCCGUCAGAUGGAUGGAAACCUGCUCCCUGUGCUUCGGAUAGAAUGGAAAGUGGCCACUGAUGCUAGCAUCCGGUAUCUCCGAGGGGCAGAGCUGGCUGUGAUGCAAGUGAACAGCAAUCAACAGAUCUGUGCCCAGUUUGACUUUCAGAACAAUUUGCCACUUCAAGUUCGUCCAGAUGGAGGCCGGUGGAAUUUCACUUUUGACCGCUUUGAAGUGGAUCCUGGCCAGACUUACCAAGUGACUAUCUACCACCUGCCCAAACUUGGUGUAGAUGGAGACUACAAUUGCAAGUCUAUGUCUCUCACAAUGCCUGACUGCAGGGACUCUCUAAUGAAAAGAACCGUGUCAUGUAUAAAGACAGGCAGUUUGUGGGAGCCCAGGAUCCAAGGUAAAAGUCUAGAUGAUACAACUUUGCUUGUGAGCUUUAACCCAUGGAUGGAGUCAGCCCGAUACCAAAUUCAUGUGGCCAGUUUCCUGGAUGAGAAGAAGUGUAAAGUGAUCACACGUGACUUCACUGAGGGUGGACUGCAACAGCAAGUGAAUGUCACAAUCAAAAUAGAGAAGAACAUAAGAGCUUGCUGCAACUACCAAAUACAGAUUCAGCCAUUCUUUGCAAACUGUGGCACAGACUGUCUGAGACACUCUGCUUUCAUCCCAUGCUCACCAGCUCCAAGUACAGACCCAUCAGGUGAUACAAUUAUAUGGCUCUACUGGUGUAUCACUGGGAUCUGUGUGUUACUGGUGGGAUCAGUCAUAGCAGGUGUGAUUUGUAUGACCAAAAAACGGGCAGGACACCGGCGAAGGAAAUGCAGCCAUAAUGAUUUGCAAACUGCAGCACCAUAUACUGACCUUCCUCUGCCACCCUUGAAGCCCCGAAAGGUUUGGAUUGUGUACUCUGCUGAUCACCUGCUGUACGUGGAUGUUGUGCUGAAGUUUGCGGAGUUUCUGAUGACGGUCUGUGGCACAGCUGUAGCCUUAGAUUUGCUAGAAGAUCAUCAGAUCUCAGAAUUAGGGCCCUUACCCUGGCUUACUCGACAGAAGAAGGAAAUGGAAGACCUGUCUUCAAAGAUCAUCAUUUUAUGUUCACGGGGCACCCAGGCCAAAUGGCAGGCCAUGCUUGGGAGUGAGCCUGUGUGUCUUAAGCAAGAUCAGCAAAAGCCAAUGGGAGACCUGUUUACCCCAGCCUUGAAUUUGCUCUUGCCAGAUUUCAAGAAGCCAGCCUGUUUUGGAAUGUAUAUAGUCUGCUAUUUUGAGGGGAUCAGUAGUGAGAAAGAUAUUCCUGAUUUGUUCAACGUCACAUCCAGGUACCAACUGAUGGACAAGUUUGAGGAUAUUUAUUUUCGGAUUCAGGAUUUGGAGAAGUUUGAACCUGGGCGCAUCCAUCGAAUCCAGGAAAUCACAGCUGAAAAUUACAUCGAUACCCCUAGUGGGAGUAAGUUGAAAGAGGCAGUACAAAAGUUCAAGAACUGGCAGACACAGCACCCAGACUGGUUUGAGAGUGAAACCAUCUGCUUGGAUAACGAUGAAGAAUUACAGUCACUGAACAGAGAGAGCCAGGUGGAUUCAUUGCUAAGUGAACCGGGUGGAAUUGUGCAACACCAGCUGCACCUACGGGAGCCUGACCCUGACUGCUGUUAUGUGAUCAACCUCCACAUGCGUGAAGAUGAAAGCAGAGGCUGUAAACUGCAGCCUCAACUUAAUCCGUGUGGGGAUCCAACUUCUCAGACUGUGGUCCUUCCUAUUGAUGAGGCUCCUCUAGUUCAGGUAGUGGAGCCAGUCUCUUCUAUAGAAGAAGACAGAGAUAUACUUGGUCAUCACGUGCUGAGUAAUGAGGACUGUAUGGAAGGAGUCCCUCUUCUAGAGAGGAGCUUUCCAAUGAGGAAUAACAUAAUCCUCCACGAUGACUCUGAAGUUUCAGCAAUAGAUGAGCAGAGUCCUGCAAACCUCUCAGGUGAACUGAGACACCAUCUGAAUGGACUCAUGUGCUCUCUUUAUCAGCAGAGUGUCAUUCCUUCAGAGCCAUCUCUCUGCCAAGAGGAGGCUGACAGGCAACACCAGUUGGUCUUUGACCAAUGCAAAGACCAGAGACAGUCAGUGCAAUCAGACCAGGGCUAUAUCUCUAGAUGUUCUCCUCUGCCUCCUGAUGACCUUGUGGAGGAGGAGGAGGAGGAAGAGGAGGAGGAUCAGGAAAAACAGGUGGUCUUCCAUGAACUUUCUCCAGAGGUCUUGAACAGUCUAAAGAGCCUCCAGAAGCAGCUGUUAUUCCAGGACAUUCAACAGAGCUCUGACGGGGAGUAUCCAGCUGAGGUGAUGGACAUUGGCCCAUCUUGGGAGGACUGUUAG
Molecule: messenger RNA, 2459 nt
Organism: Mesitornis unicolor (brown roatelo)
Lineage: Eukaryota; Metazoa; Chordata; Aves; Mesitornithiformes; Mesitornithidae
Gene: IL17RA
Product: interleukin 17 receptor A
Exons: 12
Coding region: 39-2459 (806 amino acids)
Molecular function (GO): interleukin-17 receptor activity
Source: RefSeq, a predicted model, not a curated record